AUGCGCUCAGGAGGUUGUGCGGUGCAGCAGACCCUCACAGCGGAGGCUGCUUCGGUUCUGAAGCACUCUCUCAGCUUAGCCAGGCGGAGAGGCCAUGCUCAGGUCACUCCUCUCCACGUGGCCGCCACUCUCCUCGCCUCAAGAACCAGUCUUUUACGGCGGGCCUGUCUCAAAGCUGCCGCUGCAGCCAAUCACAACCCGCCACAUCACCACCCUCUUCAAUGCAGGGCCCUGGAGCUCUGCUUCAAUGUGGCCCUCAACAGACUCCCCACCACGCCUCCCUCCGGAGGUGGCGGCGCCGCCAGUCCUCUCCUUGUGAGCCACGGCCAGCAUCACCAGCAGCAGCAGCCUUCUCUGUCCAAUGCUCUCAUUGCUGCUCUGAAAAGGGCCCAAGCCCACCAGAGAAGAGGGUGCAUAGAGCAGCAGAACCAGCAGCAGCCGCUUCUGACGAUCAAGGUUGAGCUUGAGCAGCUCAUAAUCUCCAUCUUGGAUGACCCAAGUGUUAGUAGGGUUAUGAGGGAAGCCGGGUUUUCGAGUACUUCUGUCAAGAACAACUUAGAGGACACCUCCUCUGUUUCCUCUGUUUCCUCUGUUUUUCAGUGUUAUAAUAACACUGGUGGGGUUUUCUCUUCUCCUUGUUCACCUACUGCUCCUGAAAAUCUAAACCAUCAUCAUAUCACUCCCUCUGGGAAUUUCUGGCAAACCCAUUUCUUGACCUACGCUUCUGAGCAAAACCCACUUCUUUAUUCCUCACGACCAAAGAAGUUACUUCUUCCCUUCAAUGUCAGCUCCAUUAGUACUCCUGCAGAGUCUGUUUCUUAUACCAAGGAAGAUGUGAAGUUGGUGUUUGAGGUUUUGGUGAGGAAGAACAGUAGGAAAAGGAACACUGUGAUUGUGGGUGAUUCUGUGUCCAUUACUGAAGGCCUUGUUGCUGAGGUCAUGGGGAGGUUAGAGAAAGGUGCAGAGGUUCCUGAGGAACUGAAAUCAACCCAUUUCGUCAAGUUUCAGUUCCCACAUGUUUCUCUGAGGUACAUGAAGAGAGAAGAUGUGGAAUCCAAAAUCACAGAGCUCAAAAGGAAACUGGAUCACUAUGGAGGAGGUGGUGCUAUUAUUUACAUUGGAGACUUGAAGUGGACAAUUAGUGAUGAGAAAGAAGGAGGAUUAGUCUCUGGUGGGUAUAGCCCAGCUGAGCAUUUAGUUUCAGGAAUUUCAAAGGUGGUUUUAGAUUAUGAAAGCAGCUCAUUCUCAAGCACAAAGCCAAAGGUUUGGUUGAUGGCUACUGCCAGUUAUCAAACAUACAUGAGAUGCCAAAUGAGGCAACCUUCUCUUGAGAUUCAAUGGGGUCUUCAAGCUGUUUCAGUUCCAUCAGGAGGUCUUGGUUUGAGUCUCCAUGCUUCCAGUGUCCAUGAUUCGAGAGUUAACUUUUCUCAAAACUCAUCCGAAGUGCUGGAAACAAAGCCAUUCAGUAGCAGCAAGGAUCAUGAACAAGAUCAUAGUAAGCUCCCUUGCUGUGAAGAAUGCUAUUCAAAUUAUGAGAAAGAAGCUCAGUUGCUCAAAUCUGGCCAGCAGAAGUUGCCUGCGUGGCUUCAACCACUUGAUACUGAAGCCAGUCAAAAGGAUGAAGUGCUUGAAUUGAGGAGAAAGUGGAACAGGUUAUGCUACAGUCUGCACCAAGGAAGGCAUAACCAUAAUCAUUCAAUCCCCGCUUCGUACAACCAUCAAAGCUUAACCGGGAAGAACCAUUCUUAUAGUACUUCAUCGUACCCUUGGUUGUCAACUAGGAAUGGCAUCUUCCCAGAUCUGAAUUCGAUCUCUUUUGCUGAUCAUCCAGCCUCAGACCCUGCAAGCGAUGGCGCUAAUCUGGUGCCUCGGUUCAGGAGACAACAAUCAUGUAGCACAAUUGAGUUCAAUUUCGAAAAUGGGGCUCGAAAGCAUGAAAUAGUGGAACCAACAUUGGAUUCGUUGAAACUCAGUGAAGAUAAGGAAGUGAAGAUCACACUUGCUCUUGGCAACUCUGUCUUUUCUGAUUCAGGAAAAUCAGUGCUGCAGAGAGCUGACAUGUGUAAGCUUUUGAAAGAGAAUGUGCCUUGGCAAUCUGAAUCCAUUCCCUCAAUAGUGGAAGCCAUAAUCAGCUCCAAACCAUGUUCAGAGACUUUGUUUCUGAUUGAUGGAAAUGACUCCAUUGGAAAAAGAAGGUUGGCUCAGGCGAUAGCAGAGUUGGUUCUGGGGUCUGCUGAUUCACUCUUGCAUAUCAACAUGAACAAACGGGAACAUGAGAUGAAUCCUAGAGUGCAAAAACUAAAAAGAGCCUUGAAAUCCAGUGACAAGCUAGUUGUGUUGGUAGAAGAUAUUGAUUUGGCUGAUGCACAGUUCUUGAAAUUCCUAGCUGAUGGUUUUGAGGCUCGAAAAUGUGGAGAAGUGAGUAGAAGAGAUGGGAAUCAAAGCCAAGGAAUAUUCAUUUUGACCAAGGGUGAGUCCGCAAGAAAUGAGUACCAGGGUUCUAUAAUCCAAAUGAAGUUGAAAGUUGAUGAGAAAAGUACCAGUCCUAGUUUUGGAAUAGCUAGCUUCGACCACAAGCGAAAAGCUGACUGGGAGCUUGAAAACAAGGCCAAAUCUCCAAGAUUGGAAGAGAAGGAGGAUUCAAGUGUGGUUGUUGCCUUUGAGAAUGUGAAUAGCAAGAAGGACUUCUCAAGGCAAUCAAGCUUCAACAGUAACCUUGAUCUCAACCUCAAAGCCGGUGAGGACAAUGAAAUAGAAGACAAUGCAGGGGAGGUGAGUCCUAUUUCAAGUGAUUUGACCCGGGACUCUGCCACGGAUGUCCAAAACCCACUUGGGUUCCUCGAAUCAAUCGAGAACAUCUUCGUUUUCAAUCGAAGCCCAGCUAGAGAUCGAGAGGCCACCGAGCUUUUCUUGUCCAAGAUUGAAGGGUGCUUUGAGGGUGUACAUGGGAAACAAAAUGGGGUUAGUUUUAGUGUGGAUAAGAGGGUGUUAGAGGAGAUAUCUGUUGGGUCUGGUUCUUUUCCCAAUAGCUUGUUUGAGAAAUGGCUAAAAGACAUUUUCCAAACAAGCCUAAAAUCGGUUAUAUUUGGCGGGAAAGAGGGUAUACUUGUAAGGCUAUGUUUGGGGGGUAAAGAAGAAGGCAUUUUGGAGGGUUUCUUGGGCUCUUGCCUUCCCAAGAAAAUCCAAAUUUCUUGAGUGAGGGAGUAAACAACAUGACUCCAUCU
Messenger RNA from Fragaria vesca subsp. vesca, 3224 nucleotides. RefSeq lists its product as uncharacterized. The transcript is spliced from 3 exons. The record is from RefSeq and is a predicted model, not a curated record. NCBI's taxonomy places the organism in Eukaryota, Viridiplantae, Streptophyta, Magnoliopsida, Rosales, Rosaceae. Bases 1 to 3195 code for a protein of 1064 amino acids.